Molecule: messenger RNA, 8662 nt
Organism: Cynocephalus volans (Philippine flying lemur)
Lineage: Eukaryota; Metazoa; Chordata; Mammalia; Dermoptera; Cynocephalidae
Gene: SLCO5A1
Product: solute carrier organic anion transporter family member 5A1
Exons: 10
Coding region: 638-3193 (851 amino acids)
Biological process (GO): sodium-independent organic anion transport; transmembrane transport
Cellular component (GO): plasma membrane
Molecular function (GO): protein binding
Source: RefSeq, a predicted model, not a curated record
GGCUUUGGUGACAGGCGAGGGUGGGGGGAAGAGUUCAGCCCGAGUCAGUCUCAUUCACUGAUUUCUCGGCGCUGGACCGAGGCUGCCUUCCCAAGAGGCUCCCAACUACCCCCGCACCUCCGUAGUCCCACCUCCGGCCGCUGCACUCUCAGCCUGGCAGACUGACGGACGGCUCGCUAGUUAGCAGCUUCACGCCCGAGGGUGUCGGGAGCCCAGGCGGCGAGGACCGGGCGCCCCCGGAGCAGCAAGCAGCUGGGCGAUAUGCCGUGCGGGCAGCGGCGCUAAGUGCCCCGGCGCUGAGCGCGGGGUACGUUCGCUCCUGGCCGCGGGCCAAGCGGCGGCGGCGGAGGGCAUGAGCCCGGGACGCGCCAGGCGCCUGCCGCGUGCUACCGCCCCGAGGUGGACGCCAAGCAGGGUUCAUCGCAGGAGCGCGCGGACACCUGCCCUCCGGGGCACGCGGCUGCGGUCAGGAUGCCCUGGGCGCCUCCUUGCUGGUGAGGAUGUCCUGCUGCGCGGCUUUGCACCCGUCCCAGGUGGGCACGAUUGAGUGCGCCCGGCUUCGGCCUCUCGUGCCGGUAGAUGAAAAGCGCCAGAGUCCUUGUGGGCAAUCAACGAUCGAAUCUGAAUUUUAAGAGCCAUGGACGAAGGUACUGGGCUGCAGCCCCGGGCUGGAGAGCAGCUGGAGGCACGGGCCACAGUAGGAGCUGUCCAAGAGAAGUGCGAGCCAGAGACCUUUAGGUCUAAGAGUUUACCGGUGCUGAGCAGCGCCUCCUGCCGGCCGACCCUCAGUCCUGCGAGUGCAGACGCCAAGCCAGCCUUUGGCUGUAUGGAUUCUUUGGGCCACCAGGAGCUGAAGCCAGGCCUGAACCCGUUGGCACCCAGCCCCUCUGCCCCGUCCACUUCGGCGGGGAUGGCAGGGCUCGUGGACUGUAACCACAGGGUGGACCUCAGCAAAACCGUCUCGGUGUCCUCCGCGUUGGCCACGCUGCAGGAGAGAAGGUGCCUCUAUGUGGUCCUCACCGAUUCCCGCUGCUUCCUGGUUUGCAUGUGCUUUCUGACCUUCAUCCAGGCGUUAAUGGUCUCCGGGUAUCUGAGCAGCGUCAUCACCACCAUUGAAAGGCGCUACAGUCUGAAGAGUUCCGAGUCGGGGCUGCUGGUCAGCUGCUUUGACAUCGGGAACCUGGUGGUGGUGGUGUUCGUCAGCUACUUUGGCGGCCGGGGUCGGCGGCCCCUGUGGCUGGCCGUGGGGGGACUUCUCAUCGCCUUGGGGGCUGCCCUCUUCGCCUUGCCUCACUUCAUCUCGCCUCCCUACCAGAUCCAAGAGUUGAACGCCUCAGCCCCCAACGACGGCCUGUGUCAGAAUGGCAACUCCACGGCGACUUUGGAGACCCCCGCCUGCCCGAAGGACUCGGGAGGAAAUAAUCACUGGAUCUAUGUGGCUUUAUUUAUUUGCGCACAGAUUCUCAUUGGAAUUGGCUCCACACCUAUUUAUACUCUGGGACCAACCUACUUAGAUGACAAUGUCAAGAAAGAAAACUCAUCCUUGUACCUAGCCAUCAUGUAUGUCAUGGGAGCACUUGGCCCUGCAGUGGGAUAUUUACUAGGUGGACUUCUGAUUGGUUUUUAUGUUGAUCCGAGAAAUCCUGUUCAACUUGACCAGAAUGACCCUCGUUUCAUUGGGAACUGGUGGAGUGGAUUCCUCCUUUGUGCCAUUGCAAUGUUUCUUGUGAUAUUCCCAAUGUUUACUUUUCCAAAAAAGCUUCCACCUCGACACAAGAAAAAGAAAAAGAAAAAAUUUUCUGCUGAUGCUGUUAGUGACGACGACGUUAUAAAGGAAAAAUCAAAUAAUAAUGAACAAGUGGAUAAAAAAGUUUCUUCUAUGGGAUUUGGAAAGAAUGUCAGAGACCUACCAAGAGCAGCUGUCAGGAUCUUAAGCAACAUGACAUUCCUUUUUGUGAGUUUGUCAUACACAGCUGAGAGUGCCAUUGUAACUGCUUUCAUUACCUUCAUUCCCAAGUUCAUCGAGUCACAGUUUGGUAUUCCAGCUUCCAAUGCCAGCAUCUAUACUGGUGUUAUUAUUGUCCCCAGUGCUGGUGUUGGUAUUGUCCUGGGAGGCUACAUUAUAAAAAAAUUGAAACUUGGUGCCAGAGAAUCUGCAAAACUAGCAAUGAUCUGCAGUGGUGUGUCUUUGCUGUGUUUUUCAACCCUGUUUAUUGUUGGAUGUGAAAGUAUUAAUCUAGGAGGCAUCAACAUCCCUUAUACCACAGGACCUUCUCUAACCAUGCCCCAUAGGAAUCUGACCGGAAGCUGCAAUGUUAAUUGUGGGUGUAAAAUACACGAGUAUGAGCCAGUCUGUGGAUCGGAUGGAAUUACAUACUUUAACCCUUGUCUGGCUGGCUGUGUUAACAGUGGUAAUCUUAGCACUGGGGUACGGAAUUAUACAGAAUGCACCUGUGUCCAAAGUCGACAAGUGAUCACCCCACCCACAGUGGGCCAGCGCAGCCAGCUCCGUGUGGUCAUUGUCAAAACGUAUCUCAACGAGAAUGGCUAUGCUGUGUCUGGGAAGUGUAAACGGACCUGUAAUACCCUCAUCCCAUUCUUAGUUUUUCUUUUCAUAGUCACCUUCAUCACAGCGUGUGCCCAGCCAUCAGCCAUCAUAGUAACACUCAGGUCCGUAGAAGACGAGGAAAGACCUUUCGCACUGGGAAUGCAGUUUGUUUUGUUGCGAACACUUGCAUACAUUCCUACUCCGAUUUACUUUGGAGCAGUUAUUGACACCACCUGCAUGCUCUGGCAGCAGGAGUGUGGCGUGAGGGGCUCUUGCUGGGAGUACAACGUGACGUCGUUUCGUUUUGUCUAUUUUGGUUUGGCGGCCGGCCUCAAAUUCGUUGGCUUUAUUUUUAUUUUUCUGGCCUGGUACUCCAUUAAACACAAGGAGGUGGAGCUGCAGAGGCAGCGGUGGAGAGAGUUCCCGCUGAGCACUGUGAGCGAGCGGGUGGGCCAGCCCGGCAGCGCCGACCAGCAAGCCCGGACUAGGUCGUGCCCCGCUUUCAGCACCCAGGGAGAGCUCCACCACGAGGCUGGUCUGCGGAAAGGGAGCCAGUGCACAGCGCAGACUUUCCCAGGGCCCUUCCCCGAAGCAAUAAGUUCCUCUGCGGAGCCGGGGCUGGAAGAGAGCCCUGUGACCAUGUAGCCUCCUUUCUGAAGCUUGAAAAUGGAAGACUUCAGUUUUGUUGGUUGAGUUGAAGACGGCGACUUGCGAAACACCCGUGCCUUCUUAUCUUUCUUUCUUUAACCUCUACAGACACAAUCCUCAAACCAACAGAACUCAGUAUACACAGCCACUAUUGAUCGGGGGCUGGAUACCUCAACAAGACUGAGAGCCUUUCCUCCCUUCUCUGCAUGAAGGAGGAGUUUAGAUAGAUUUGUUACCAUUUCCGAUGUUAAUUUAGUGCUCAUGCUCCAGUAUGGCAUAAGGCUGAGGUACAUGGUUGACAGAAUCAUGGGAAGGGUGAUGUCGGUGCAUACCAUUAGCAUACGCUGCAAACAAAGGUGAGCUUGACCUUAACUGCAUUUACAAGUCAAAGUUUUUAGACGUGAACACCUACUGUGAGUUCUGCUACAAAGCACAAAUGAAUUUGCCUCAACUAUGCAAUUUGAUCAGAAAAAUGUAAGUGCAGCAUGUUCCUUUUGCUUUCAGAGAAUAAAGCAAAUGUUUUUUGAAAAGAGGAAGCUGAACUUUCCUUAGAGUACUGUUAAUAGCAUUUUAAGCCAUAGCAGAGUUAUAAAUCAGGUAGAAUUUUUCAAAUGCUUCAAAGGAACAAAAUGCAUAGUGUGAUAAAAAGAACAGCUACUUCAUUUCAUGAGACAAAUUCUCUUUUAGUCUGUCUGCUCCAUCAUGACAGUUAAAGAGGCCGCUGAAUCAUAAAUCUGAUAACUUGAAUAUAAACUCCAGUAUUCUUUCAUAAGAGGCUUUAAAACUAGUGUGCUAAACAAUAUGGCUAGAAACUGUAAUUUGAGAUGCAUAUUAAGGAAAAAAACUAAUGGCUUUUCUCAUCCAAGGAAAUUGCUGCAGAAAUUCUUUUAGCUCUUAAGGGCCCACAUAAGGUAGUUAAGAAUUGUAACCUGGACACUCAAGGAGUUGGAAAAAGUCCCACCUGAAUAUUUUCAUAAUAUCUUGAAAGCACUGGCGAAUCUAUAUUGUUUUCUUUUUUCUGUACAAAAAAGCUGCCAUUGCUCCUAAAAAUGAGUAAUUGAAUCAGGAAAGCUGUACCUGGGAUAUGAAAAAUCACUUUGAGUACAGAGGGAGGAAGAUCUGUGAGCUGAACCCAGAAUAUCAUCCUAAGUAAUGAUUGAAAAUAAUUUAAAAUAAACUGGUCUAUCAUACCAAAUCCUACUUUAUCAGAGUUAGAAUCAUUUUACAUGCCACUCUGAUUCCCUCCUACUGUCUCUUUCCCGCAGUGAUUCUGAGAAAGGAUUUUCCCCAUUCUUAAAUGCACUUUGGGUUCAUUAUCCAUCUUUCUUUUUAGUACGUUCCAGCACAUCGCUUUGAUUUAGGUACUACACGAAUGCUUUUACGUGGUGUGUAAAAUGAUGCCUCCUGACAGCACUAAUGGACUGACAGCAAGUUAACUCAUGGGAUCUGGCCGUGAGGGACUGUAAGGUUCAAAUACCAAUAUAAUUGUGAACAGUUUCUGCCAAGGAGCCUAUGCUUAUGUAGGGCUGGCGAAUUCAAGAAAUAGUUUCCCUGUCUAGUUAACACUCUUCCACAGAAGAGAUGUGGUUGGCAGACUGUACCGUGAUUGACAGACUGUCCCCUGAUACAGGCUCUUUGCCUUCCAUCUUGAUCAGCAGGCAGAAUCAUGCCAAUAUCCUUGGGUACAAGGUUUUUUUCUUCCCUACCUAGGAAUGGCAUUGGUCAAAUGGUUCUCUCGGUUGCAUGCAGUUUGUGGAGAGGGUUAUCACUAUUAGACUGAAUAAUGUCUACAAGGGGUAAAGCUACUGCUCAGGUGACAAGGACUUCCCUUUGGCCCUUUGGCUUGGCUCACAGUGAGGUGAGCAGUCUUGCUCGGCUAAGAUCGUAACUACAUUGGCUUCUGUCAGACUUUGGUCAAUGUGGCAUAUAUUAAAGGUUUUCAGAAAACAUUACUAAUUAACCUAGUGUCUACUCUGGGCCUUGGGGUUCCCCUUUACCCUUGAAGAGAUCUUUGGUCCUUUAGAAGAGAAAGUUUCCUUUGGCGUUGUAGCUAAAGAUGUGUAGAUUGGGGAGGGGUGGUGUUUUCUGGAUUUUCCUCUGAUUAUUAAAAUACUGCAUUGAGAGAAUUUUGGUGGGAUUGGCACUUUUUUGUGGCUAAGAUUGUUGGACUCAACAGGGGUAAGUAGAGAGCCUCAUUGCACCCACCCCCCCCUUCUCUACCUUGAAGAGUCAUCGAGUUCAGCAGUCAGUGUCCGGGCACUAGUUGUCUGUCAGGUACCAUUUUAACCGAUUACCAUCAAUCACUCUGAAAUCCUUUGGGAUGAUUUGGCCAGAACUCAAAGAAAUUGGCCUGAAAUGUGUACCACAAUGAUAAUAUUGUACUUCCGCAAGUUUCCAGUACUUAUAAAUAGCAUACUUAUAAAUAGCAAGUGUAUCAUUAAUGUGUUGUUGGUGGAUAUGGAACAAAUAGGAAAAAUUGUGAGGGAGAGAAUUUUUGGAAUAUGUACCAAUUAAGCAUAGUUCCCCAAAUGCUUUGGGCCCUGAUAGCAUCAUUGGAAUAUUACAUAGCCAACUAAAGUGACUAUUUUGUAGAUGAUACUAUUUAAUUGUAUACAUAAGGUCUUAUCUGUUUGUUAAUAAAUCGGUCAUGUUACUUUAUAGUCAUAGUUCUUAUUAGAAGUCUCCAUGAGUUUGGCUUCGAAUUAAUUAUUUUGGCAAAACGUCUUCUUAUGCCUUUAUGAACUUUGUAAAUUAAUGUAUUAUUUGGCUUUAAUAUCCAAAUACAAUAUCCUUGAGUCCAUCCUAUUAAUUUAGAAACUCCCAGCGGGUGGGAUGGAUGAUUGGAGCACAUUCUUUUGGUUACCUUCAUUAGCAUGAAAUCCUUAUUCUUUUUUGUAGGUGUGUUCAAUUCUUGAAAAUAGUCAGAAGCAAGGUGUUCAAGGUGGGGAGAAAGGAGGAACAGAGAGGAAACAAAUUAGCAUUUGUUGAGUGUUGACUAUUUGCAGAGCAUUUUGUCAUGCACUUAAUACACAUUAUUUAAUCCUCUUAAUAACCUUGCAAAGAUUUUAUUCUUUUGGUUUUUUAAAAAUACGUAUGAAACGGAGGCUCAGAGUAGUAAAGUAAUUUGGUUAGGAUUGUAUAGAGUGGCAAAGUCAGAGUUCAGACGUAGGUUUCUCUGACCGUUAUUCACUUCUUAUACUGCAUAAUGCAUACAGUAGUUUUUAGUUAACAAAGGCAAGAUGUGACUAUAAAAUAGUGAGGUCAGAGCAUUUUAUUUUUUGAUGUAUUACUGUUUCUGAGUAGAAAAGUUAUUUCUCAUGUAAAUAGAAAAAACUGUAGGAAACAUCAAGAUUUAAUGUUUAACUGGAUUUUCAAGGUAAAUUUACAUUUAUUUAGCUGUUAUAUUAAAAACUGUUUGUCAUAGCAUACCUCAAAUAUUUAUUUAUAGUUCAUAUUUAAUAUAGAACAAAUCCAAUUUCGAUGUUAACAUCGAGUCUCAGCAGAGUUUCUGAAAUGAAACCUUAGGAGGAAAGCUAUUUCACAUUGGUUGAAUCUGAGCUUUGGGGAUUUUAGGUAUAUAUUUUUUUCUUUCAGAAUAUUAACAUUUCUAUUAGUUUUUUGGUGAAUAUGAGUUUUAGUAUUCCUAAUAAAAAUUUUAAAUGAAUAUGUACAAAAGAGGUACUAAACUGCUGACCCCAAUUGUAACCUUUAGCUGGUGCAACAACCACUGGCAGCAUGCACUUGGAAGUGUCAGUCUGCACAGAAGGGGGUUACCUGGGUUAGGGGCUAGUGGAGGUAAUGGCAAUCCUACAUUUUCACCACCCACCAAGAAAAUUCUGCUUCAGUCAGCAAUUCCAGCUUGCAUCUUUUGGUGGACUUGGAGCCAGGUGUUUCUUUUUGCAGCCUGUUUUGUAGAAACCAUGUGCCAAAGAGAAGCUUCAUAGUUUGGAUGGACCUGAAGCAUUUGUGGGAAUUCUUUAGUGUGCCCAGGAGCAGUAGGUGAACCCAAGCCCAGGAUGGUAGCCAAUGAUAUUUUGUGAUUGUGUGUGUACUUAAAACAUCAUAGUUGGCACAGAACAUGAAUAUAACUAUUGAUACAUAGGUGCAUACUGAGUAUUCUAAGUAGCAGAUAGAUACCAAAACACUGUAUAAUCCCAGAAUUGCCUAGGCUGCAGGUUUGCUAAUACUCUGUUAUACAGACUGGUAGGUAGCCUUCACAUGCAUUUGUGUUUCCUCUUCUGUAGUACCGGAGCGCUGUGGCUGGUGGGCCAAGUUAGAUGCCUUGUGCACUUUAUCUUUUCUGUCCUUUCUCUCUUCUUCAUCUUCCGGGAUGCUGCUGGCUAUAUCUGUUUCAGACUUCUCAUUAUUGCAUUGAAAUCAGACCUGUUUGAAGAGGUUUUAUUUUAGUACUUCAUUUUUAGUCAGUCCUAGGAAGGGUCAGAGAUGACAGAAAUCCUCCCUGGGUAAUUGCUUUUGCAACAUUAAAAAAAUGCCUUGGUGCUAAAAGUAUUUAACGAUGCAUGUUCACCACUAAGAAGCUGCAUGUGCUUUGAGUCUGGAAAUCUGGAGAAUUUCUCAGAAAACAAGCAUCCAUUACUCUCAUUUCAACAGUUAAUCCAUAAACUCUAUGCUGCAAAAAUGAAGAGUGUAAGGGGGAAUACUUUUCUAUGGGAAACUCAGUGCUUUGGAUAUUUAUUUUAGCAAGAAUAAUUAGAUGCUAAAAGUAAUUUCAGAGAGAGGUAAAAAAAAUAUUUCAGAUAACCUUUUCUUAUUCCUUUUCCAAAAAGCUUACACUCAAGGUGUUUUUUUAACAUUGGGGUUUUGAAAGUGUUGUCUUUUUCUGGUAUUCUACCAUCACAUGUUAAAAUUGAAGGAGAACAUAUUAUUGAAAACGAAAAUAAUUGUUGGGACAUAUUAAACCAAAAGGAUGGACAAAAGAAAUUUAAAGUUCGUAUCUAGAAAUAAAAAAUAAGAAUUAAUUGGUAAGACUGGUACCAAUUAUUGGUAAUUGGUAAUUGAUAAUUGGUAAGACUAGUACCAAAUUGUGGGCAUUUUUCUUAAAAUACAUACCUCUCUACCAAAAACCCCAAAUGUUAAUUUAGAAGCACGAAGCAGGAAGGUCAGCCUCUGACUCUUUAGUUUCAGAAAAUGUAAAACUGUGUUAAAUAAACUGGCAUUAGGAUCUUAGUGGAGUGUGUGUCCAGUGUGUGUGUGGGUGUUUGUGUGUAGAGGUGUGCUUGUGAUGAAAGACUGUUCGAGUGCUGCGUAAAAAAGUUUGAUUUUUAAAAUGAAUAUUUAUUUGGAGACCUCUUAGGGUAAUUUAAAAGAUGUAUAAUUUCCUUGUGAUUAAUGAAAUCUAUUGUUGAUGUACUAAUAAACCUUGGUAUACAACAUCUUGAAUACUUGAUCAUGAAAAAUUAAGAAAAAAAAUUAAAAAGAAAACAAAUAAAGUGUGUUAGAUUGAGA